This is a messenger RNA of Leptomonas pyrrhocoris, 3402 nucleotides long. RefSeq lists its product as hypothetical. The record is from RefSeq and is a predicted model, not a curated record. The transcript has a single exon. Lineage: Eukaryota; Euglenozoa; Kinetoplastea; Trypanosomatida; Trypanosomatidae. Bases 1039 to 3402 code for a protein of 787 amino acids.
GCCGUCGUGCCGCCAUCGACGAGCAGCAACAACGACAAAACCGGUAAAGGAACCACACACACACACAUACACACACAGGACGCGGAGAGGCCCGGCCAAGGACUCUUCUGUGCUCUGGGCGAAGAUUGCUUUCUUCGCGCCGCCUGUUCUUUUCUAUUUUUUUUUUCCAUCGCACCUCACUUCUUCUUCUUCAUUACCCGCUAUCUUCCACUCGUUAUAGUUUUAACACUAGCUGCUGUAAAAAUAACAACGCGCUGCUGUUGUUUGAAGAGAGUUCUCUCUCCCUCCCCGCAGCUGUGGUUGUUGGCCUCCGCGUGCUUUUUGUGUUGAGUUUCAUUCCUGCUAUGGCGUUGGUGUUGCGGUCAAUAGUAGUAGAAUAGCAGAAGAAGGCGAGGAACUGACGACAGAGAAAGGCGUUAAAAGACGGCAGAGCGCCACCUACCGCCCUUCAUUUUUUUCAUGUUUACUCUUUUUUUGUUGAGUGGGGGCUUUCGCAUUGAUACAACAUCUGAACGUGACGCCGUCAGCACGCGGGGGACGUCGUAGCUGCUGCAAACAUCAACACGCGUUUUAUUGCCGCAGCAUCGGUAAAGCUGUGAGGUGAACCUUCUACAUACCUUUCUCUCUCUCUAUAUUUUUUAUCGCUUCUUAGUUCUUUUUUUGUUCUCACCGGUGUGUGUGUGUGUGUGUGUGUGUGUGUGUCUGUGUGUGUAUGUAGAAGCUUCAAGGAAGAACAACAAAAUAGCAUCAGGUUUUGUUUGAAAUCAAAUGAGCCUGCAACAGCCAAGGCCACCGUUAAACACAUUCGGUGGGCCUCGUGCCGUGCGCGGGGUGUCGCGGCGGCGCGGCGAUGACGCACACGUCGCCAUAUUCGUUGAAGAUGACGGCGCGAUGCCGCCCGCGUUUCGAGGGGGAGAAGACGGCGAGCGUGGUGGCAUCCACACCAGCAUCAGAAGCAGCGGCAGCAGCAACAUGCCCGGGGUGUCGGCUACUAUUCAUCGCCGUUACGGCCAGCAACAGGCACGCCCAUCAGGUCCGAUGGUAGUGACGCCUGGCACGCCUCGCUUUUUCAUCCAGCGCCCGCUACGCUGUGUCGGCCGGGUCCGGGCGUGCCUGCGCGUUCUCGGCGUGGUGUGCGGAGAGGAAGAUCUGCGCUAUGUGGCGCAGAUGGAGGCCCGCGCCUGCACCGGUGUGCUGGUGCUGCUCGGCCUGUUACUGUUGCUGUUUGGGACACUGCUGUUUCUUUGGCUUGCACCGAUGCGUUUCGAAACGAGGUCAGCCGGCGCGGCUGGCGUGCGCCACGACAGCGACGGCGUCAUCGCCGCCUCACUGGACAACGUGAGGCACCUGCUCACCGCGGAGCGCCUCCAGCACUUUCUUCAGCGGACCCCCGCAGCGGAGGAGGAGCGGCGCCGUGCGCUGCGCAACGACACGCUGCCCGCUGCGGCGAGGGACGUGGGCGACUUGGUGGGCCUCGCGCGGACGCUGCCGGAGCAGCAGCGGGUGUCGGCGCAGCUGGCGCGGGUGCGCGCGUACGUGGCGGCUGUGCACGCGCACGACGCUGGUGUGGGGCUCGCGGAGCUGAGCGACUUCCUGCGGAGCGUGCCGGGCCGCGGUGCCGCGCUGGAGCGGGCGGCGUCGAAGGCGGCGGGCAGCCCCGGUGUGGCGGCUGCGCUGGCGGGGCGUGCGGCGGGUGCGCGGGUGCGUGCGUUGCUGCGCGGGUUCGUUGCUGCGCCGGCGGGGCAGGCGGAGCGGGUGGGGCUGCGGCCGUUCGACGACGUGGCGAUGCUGCGGUACCGGCAUGCGUGGAUGCUGUCGGAGGUUGUGCCGCGGCUUGCGGGGCGGACCCGCGGUGGCGGCGGUGGUGGGCCGGUGAGCGCGGCGGACGUGGCGCGUGGCGCUGCGCGGAAGGCGGAGCUGUACGAGGCUGCGUCCGUGUUCAACCACGUGUACUACUACCCGCUGCGGCGCUACGCGGCGAUGCAGGCCUUCUCGCCCGCGACGGUGGCGGACACGGACGCGUGGUACACGGAGGUAGCGGCGGGCGUGCAGGCGCGCUUCGGCGCUGCGCAGGCGGUGGCGGCGCUGUCGCUGCCUCUGCUGCCUGCGGCGCGCGCGGCGGAGGUGGCGCACCUGCGGGAGCCUGACGACAUGGAGUGGAUGCCUGCGGGGCUGCGCGCCGAUGCCGCGGUGAACCGGCAGACGAUCUUCAUCAGCCUGGCGAGCUACCGCGACACGGAGUGCGCGCCGACGGUGCUGGAUCUGUUCCGCGCGGCGCGGAACCCCUACCGCGUGUAUGUUGGGCUGGCGCAGCAGAACGUUGCGGGGGACACGCCGUGCCUGCUGCCGGAGAUGUACGGCCCCUUCCUGUGCCCGUCGGCUGGCGAGGCGCUGGACGCUGCUGCUGCUGCGCGGGAGGCGGAGGCGCGGCGCCGCAGCCUGGGCGGGGGUGACGGCGUGGACUUCCGCCUGGUGCACCCCGGCAGCGACGCAGCGCACUUCGACGAGCGGGUGUGCUUCUUGGCGGACCACGUGCGGGUGCGCGACAUCGAUGCGCGGCAGGCGAAGGGCCCCACGUAUGGCCGGUACAUGGCGAUGCUGCUGUACCGCGGUGAGGCGGUGGCGAUGGUGCUCGACUCGCACAACAAGUUCCGCCCCAUGUGGGACACGCUGGGUGCGUCGUUGCUGCGGCGCUACGAUGACCCGAAGGCGGCGCUCUCCCACUACCCUCAGGCGUACGAUCCCGAGAAGGAAAGCAAGUUAGAUGUAUACGCGAGGACCACCGCGUACCUGUGCAAGGCGGUGUUUCACAACAUCUUCGCCUAUCUGCAACUGCGGGCGAUGGUGAUUGGGGAAGCCGACGAAUUUGCGAAUAACAUGCGGUACAACGCACCGUAUGUGGCGACUGUCGAGGAGAAGGCGCCGGUGAGGAGCUACCGCCUGCCGCAGCCGUGGGUCGCAGGGGGAUUUCUCCUCACGAACAGCACGAUCUUCCGCGACGUGCCCUUCGAUCCGCAUCUGCCGUACGUCUUCGAUGGCGAGGAGGUGCUGUACUCUGCGCGGCUGUGGACGCACGGGUACAACAUCUACUCCCCUCCACGUGGGCUGUGCUUCCACAUUUACGGCCGCCCCAAGGCGCCGAAGGUGUGGGAUGUCACGGCGUUGUGGUACGCUGUGCAAGACCGUGUGCGGCCGCGCAUUCAGUUCUUUCUGCAGUCGCACCUGAAAGGACGUCCGGGCCUGAUUGUGCCGGCAGACACGACGAACGCGUACGCGGUGGUGGAUGCGAGUCGGUACGGGAUGGGCCGGCAGCGCACGGUGGCGCAGUGGUAUGACUACGCGGGCGUGGACCCUGUUGCGCAUACCCUGGAUGGCCGGUGGUGUGGGCUGGAGCUACCAUAG